AUGCGAGCUUUGUCUCAUGGCAAGGAUCCUUCAUGUAGCUGCCCUUUCGAUAAGAAAAGGAGUGGCUUUAUUUUAAGUGAGGGUGUCGGGUUACUGCUAUUGGAGCGGUUACAGGAUGCCCUUGACAGAGGUGCUACAAUUCUCGCUGAAAUCAUUGGUUACGGUGAGACCUUUGGAAUUUCCUCCGAUUGCUACCACAUUUCGAGUCCAGAUCCAUCCGGCAUCGGAGCUCGACUUUCCAUGCAAAGAGCCAUUGAAGAUGCCAAAAUCAAACCAGACGAUGUGACAUACGUCAACGCUCACGCGACAUCGACACCAACUGGAGACACGAUUGAAGCGCUAGCGAUUCGAGAAGUCUAUGGAAAAAGGAACCUGGCAGUGUCAUCGAUAAAAGGACACAUUGGCCAUCUCCUUGCUGCUGCUGGCUCUGUUGAAACUAUAGGGACGAUAGCGGCAAUUCUCGAGAGGAAGUUACCUGCAAAUUUGAAUCUCAGCGAAGCGGACGAAGGCGACGCUGAAGGUUUGGAGUUGCUGAAAGAAGUGAAGGAGUGGGCGACUCCACGAAUCGCUAUUGUGAAUUCUUUUGGAUUUGGUGGUACAAAUGCUAGUCUUAUCUUGAGGGAAUAUGAAAAAUAA
Molecule: messenger RNA, 636 nt
Organism: Cylicostephanus goldi
Lineage: Eukaryota; Metazoa; Nematoda; Chromadorea; Rhabditida; Strongylidae
Source: the annotation of a GenBank genome assembly